UGUGUUGUAAAUCAGAAACAUUUUGUAGAAUGCAAAAUGCUAUAAUUUCUAAGACCUGACACAUUUACUUUAGCUGUUUAGGUGUGAGCAGUCUCGUAACCGGGUUCAGUGCACCUCAAGGCAUAACCUACAUCCCCUCAACAACAAAACAGAAAACAAGUUAUUCCCUGUCUUCUUGCAGUACCCCAUAAUAAAUAAAUGUUGGCAGACAACAUAACAGAAGAAACAGAGGUCAAGGUUGCCAGAAUGGCUAGCGCUGGCGAAGACUGGAGGACAGGAAAGUCUAUUAUAGAAUGCAAUCGUUACAUGCUUGACAACUCUGUACAUACUGAUGUGACCUUUAAUGUCAAAUCAACGAUAUUGUUGGCUCAUAGGACCAUUCUGAUCAGUCGUAGUCAGGUGUUUGAGAGUUUGUUAAUGAGCCAAGCAUCGUCAGGUGUAAUCAGUGUACCAGAUGUUGAACCAGGUGUCUUUGGUAAAAUGUUGAGCUUCAUUUAUUGUGACAGUGUUGAUGUUGAUGAUAGUGAUGCAGCAGGUUUACUUGCGGCAGCCAAAAAGUACAAGAUAUCUGGUUUAGAGGCUUUGUGUAUGCAGAAGAUGAAAACUGGUGUAUCCAUAGAAAGUGUAUGUAUCGUCCUGAACCAUGCUGCUGAUAGUCAACUGAAAGACAAAUGUGUAGAAUUUAUAUUUAAAUUCCCACAACAGGUUAUUGAAACCAGUGGUUUCUUACAAUUGCAACCACAGCAUUUGCUAGCAAUAAUUGCAGAUGACCGUUUUAAUGUAAAAGAAGAACUUAUCUUUGAGACUUUGGUCAAGUGGUCAGAAAAAGAGUGUAUUCGUCAAAUUUUGAGCAUAAAUUUACCACAUCAGAACCAGGUACUUGGAGAUAUCGUGAAACUUGUGAGGUUUGGUUUGAUGGAACACAAAUAUGUCAAAGAAAAAUGUAAAAAGUUUCUAAGUAGUGAAAGUUAUGUUGAUAUAAUGGAAGAAUUAGCAGAGUUGGGCAAUAACUCUGGACUUAUCAAGAAAAAACGUGGAUUGGUUGCUACUCCAGAUGAUUCAAAUUCAGUGUCAAGUACAUUGACAUCCAAUAGUAACAGUCGAGUAUUUGAUCAUGGGGCAAGCAGCACUUCAUAUGGAGCCACCCAAGGUCUUCCUAGUUCAUUUACAACAUUUCAAUCCCAAAGCAAUAAUACCAGAGUGCUGCAUCCUCGUUCCAACCCAAUGGAAACCUCAACUUCUUCACGUUCAUCUCAAGAUAUUCCUGAAGUUACUGAUUGUAUUCGUCCUGUUGAAGUUGUACAGAGGUAUUCUAUGGAACACAGGGAAAGAGUUAGAUUGGGAUAUUUUAUUGAGAGGGAACAGCGCAUUAUUGUAGAAAGAUUUGAAGCAACUCAGAGCGGGAAAGCAUACACCAGAGACAACAAAGAUGGAGUUUCAUUUAUAUCCUCAGAAAAUCUUAAACUACAUGGAAUGCUAAUUUAUGGAAGUCAUCAGAGGCCAGGUUCUUAUAAAAUAGAGCUAGAAAUCCUAGAAGAUACUGGAAUUAGAGGUUCUGACCUAAAAAGAGUUUAUGCAGUGAAAACAAGUAUGAUCACAGAUGGAGCUACGAAAGUUUACGAACUUAUUGUGAGCCCAGCGUUAAUGAUUCAGAAUGCAAAAGUUUAUACUAUUAGGGCAAAAUUUACAGGGCAAGCUAGUUUCUAUGGGGUAAAAGGGGUAUCACCUGUUUUGAAAAAUGGACUUCAGAUAGAUUUUGUUACAGACAUAACUUGUCUUAACUUAACCUCAAAGGAAAUUGGACAAUUUCCAGGACUUAUCUUUGAAAAGGUUUGAGGAAUAACUAAAAACCCAAACAUAAAGAUGCUGUUGUGAGCCAGUGUUUUGUUUGAAUUUUGAUUGAAAGAAAACCUUGUAGGCAUUAGAUUUUGGAAAGAAAAGAAAUGAUAAUGAGAUGUGGUAUGAUUGUCAAUGAAACAUGUGUCCAUUAAAAACCAAAGGACAAAUAAGUGAACAACUGCUUCAGUCUUUUAAGCCUACCUCAGGCACAUGUACCAUUGUAAAUGAAAUUGAGAAUGGCAAUGGAGAAUAUGUCAAAGAGACCACAACCCAAACUAAGAGCAGAUAACAGCUGAUGGCCAUUAAUGGGUCCUCAAUGCAGCAUGAAAACCCCGCACCUGGAGAUGGUCCACAGCUGGCCACAAAAUAAGUAUGUGUAUUAGUUCACUGAAAAUGGAUGUCAUGCUAAAUUCCAAAACAUAUAUAUGAACUUAAAUUAAAAAACAAACAAGACUAAUAAAGGCUAGACUCCUGACUUGGGACAGACACAAAAAUGUGGUGGGGUUAAACAUGUUUUUUGAGUUCUCAACCCUCCCCUAUUCCUCUACCCAAUGUAGAAUAAAGAAACACACAGUAAAACUCAGUUUAAAAGGUACCUUGUGGUUCCAUUCAUAAACUGUACAACAAUGACAUCAUGAGCUCACUUUGCAACAGCUUCAAAGUUUAUUUUUAAUGUUUGUGAAAAAUAGUAGAUUUAUGCCAUCACUUGGUGUCAGUCGUCGUCCGUCGUUGUCGUCUGUCCUCGUCUGUCGUCGUAAACUAUUUCAAGAAUCUUCUCUGAAACUACUAGGCCAAAUACUACCAAACUUUAACUGAAUGUUCCUUAGGGUAUCUAGUUUAUAAAUUGUAUCCAAAGUUUUGAUCUAUCAACAAACAUGGUCGCCAUUGCUAAAAAUAGAACAUAGUGGUCAAAUGCAGUUUUUGGCUUAUAUCUCAAAAACGAAAGCAUUUAGAGCAAAUCUUACAUUGGGUUAAAAUGUUCAUUAGGUCAAGAUCUAUCAGCCCUGAUAUUUUCAGAUAAAUCAAACAACCCAUUGUUGGGUUGCUGCCACUUAAUUGGUAAUUUUAAGGAAAUUUUGCAGUUUUUGGUCAUUAUCUUGAAUAUUAUUAUAGAUAAAGAUAAACUGUAAAGAGCAAAAAUGAUCAGCAAAGUAAGAUCUACAAAUAAGUUCUAAAAGUACUCAACCAAAUUCAACCAAACUUCAACUGAAUGAUCAGUAGGGUGUAUAAAAUAAAGUUUGUGUUUUAUUUUCCAUUUCGUCCAAAAACAUGGCCGUCAUGGCUAAAAAUAGAACACAGGGUAAAAUGCAGUUUUUGCCUUAUAUCUCAAAAACUCCAGCAUUUAGAGCAAGUAAGACAAGAAGUUUAAGUAUUUAUUAGGUCAAGGUCUACCUGUCCUGAAAUUUUCAUCCGAAUUGGGUAACUGGUUUUUCAGGUAUAAUGCCCCUGAAUUGAUGAUUUUAAUGAAAUUUUGCAGUUUUUGGUUAUUAUUUUGAAUAUUAUUUUUGCUUUUGAAGAAAAUAGGAGGAUUCAAAGAACAUUUAAAUAAAUUGAAAAGCCAAAAUAAUCAUUGUUGAGAGAUUUAACCAAAAAAAUUAAGAUGAGCGAUUCAGGCUCUUGUUUAAAAGAGCCACAAAAUGAUGGAAAAUAGGUAAAUGCAUGGAAUGUACUUCAAGAAGAAAAGAACUUUGGCAGUUUGAAUGUACCGGUAAUGUAUACAGUUUGUUAACCCUUGCUACAGACCCUUUUAUUAUUCUGUUAUCAUGGUUAUCAGGUGACACACAGUUUUCUAUUAAUGGUGACAAAAUGAACAUUUAUACAUAUGUUGUCCAUAGCCUUAUAGGCAGGAUAUUGGAAAUUCUGACUUUAUUACAAUUGCUAAAAGAUACAAGGGACUUGAAGGGUCAGGAAUAAAAUAAAUUAGUGAAUUAGGGAAGAAGGAUUUCUUAGUAUUUUUGGAGAGGUUUAUCCAUCAUAGAGGCAUGAUACAAAAUAUAUACAUAGUUAAUAUAUAAUUUACCAAUACAAAAAAGAUGAAAAUCAGUUUGUUGUCUGAAUUUGUUUGUUUUAAAAAUUUUGUAGAUUCAAAUGAAUUUUAUUUGUUUGUUUAAAAAUUUUGUAGAUUCAAAUGAAUUUUAUUUGUUUGAAUGAUAACUACAUUGUAUUUGAUCAUAUUGUGAUUAAUUUAACUGUUAUAAUUAUUCAGUGAAAUUUGUCAUUGGAAACUAAACCAAGUGUAAACCCAUAACCUGUUUUAAUAUCUUUGGACAUAUGAUAAAUAUUAUUGAUUAAUAAAAACUGGUUACAGUGAAAAUUGUCUGAACAUGGUUAAAAGCAGUUUUUCUUAUAAUAAGAUGUUUUAAAAUAAUUGUUAUUAUUGUCAUGAUUGUACAUUAAUCAUUACCGAUAUUGUGAUCAUUAUUUAUAAAUCAUAUGAAAAAGUAGAGGUGAAAAUAAUAAAAAUAAAAAAAAUUAUUUGCUUGUAAUAGGAUAUAUAUCUUUGUUUGCUAGGAAUGUCCUUGUUAUUCUAAUAUGUGUAUUUAUCGCUAUUUUGUGCAUUUUUCCUUUGAUCUUUUUUUGUGAUAAUUUUCAUAUCAUGCUUCUCUCUUGAGAUGGAAAAAUUAUCGCUAGAAACUAAGGAGGCCAUGUGGCGUUGCUAACGAAAUUGACAUUGAAAUUGAUAACAUCGUCAUAGGUAAAAUAGCGAUAAACAGAUUUUCAUUGGUCAUCUCAACUCGAUUGCUUUUCUCACUUUCUCUGUUCCAGCUCUAGCGAGAAAAUCAAUCUCGUUGAGAUAAUCAAUGAUAAUCUAUAAGUAUCAGGAAAUUGUGAGUGUUAAUCUUCUUAGCCUUUACUGACCAUGGCUGUAAGCUUAAGUCGAGUUAGUGGAUAUGAUAAAAAGAAGUUUUAUAACAGAUUAUUUAUCUAAAAGGUUAUUGUUUAUGUCUUUAAGGUACAUAUUCCAUCCUUUACAGCCAAUGUGACAGAAUGAUAUUCAUUUAAUACAAUAAUACAAUUAUCCUAGGCCUACACAUAUGUUUUACAACUGUACAAUUUGAUGUUUAAAUAUAUUUUAAAAUAAUUGGUAUUCAGUGAAUAUAAAAAUUUAUACUUGUAUUCAUUUUGAACAUCUGUAUUCUAUUAUGAACUAAAAUAUUCAAUCAGCAGAGACAGGUUUUGCCAUGUUCAUUAUGAAAAUAUUAAACAAUUUAUUGUAAUAUUCUUUUGUGAAAAUUGCACAUUUGAAGAAUUUCUUACAUUUGUUUCUGUAAAGUAAACAAAUGAUUACUGUACUCUGAUGAAAUCAAAUGAUGAUUUUCCUGUUGCAUACUGGAUGUAUUCUAUGGUUUAGAUUUAAACCAUUUUUGAUUUUAACAAUUUACAUAAAAAAUUGUAAAUUAUCUCUGUCAAUUAUCUUUUUUUAAUGAUAUCUUUAUGUAGCAUAUUUCGCUUGGGCCCGCGGACCGACCUGAGGGAGAGCCACUCCAGUCAUGCUUCAGUAAUUCUUUAUAUAAUUAACCAAAUUUUUCCCACUAAAGGGGAAGGGGGCACCUCUGAUUUGCAAGUUUUAGCUACGGUUAAUUGUUCAUUUACAAAUAAAAUUCAUGGAUAUUCAUAAAAGCUAAAAAAAAUAGAGUUCAUAUAUUCCUACUUAUAUUAAGUUACAUGCAUGUAUGUCAUAUUAUAAAUCAAUCAGAUAUUUAUGGUAUGGGUUUGGUCUCUUUGGACAUCCUCUUUUUUUUCUCUAACAAUUUUUUGUACAUAUACAAAUUAUUAUCAGCAUGUAAAUAAUUUAUACAUGUACCUUCAGAGGCAGUUUCCCAAACAUUAUUUGUUUAAGUGGCUUGCAUUUUUAAUUCAAAUACAUCUUUUCUUUUCUUGUUUUGUUUAGUGAUAAUACUGUUUGUUAUUGCAAUUGUAUCAUAUAAUAAAAUUGUACAAGAGCA
This is a messenger RNA of Mytilus trossulus (common blue mussel), 5786 nucleotides long. RefSeq lists its product as uncharacterized. NCBI's taxonomy places the organism in Eukaryota, Metazoa, Mollusca, Bivalvia, Mytilida, Mytilidae. The transcript has 4 exons. Gene Ontology annotation, molecular function: protein binding. Gene Ontology annotation, biological process: neurogenesis. The record is from RefSeq and is a predicted model, not a curated record. Gene Ontology annotation, cellular component: cytosol. Bases 199 to 1836 code for a protein of 545 amino acids.